GACACAUGCGUUGGUUUCACGUGUGGCAUGGUGACAGUGGGUUUAUUGAUUUAUUGUGAAGUCACAAAUGCGCAAAGCCUUGUGAUUUCUCCGUUUUGCCUCUAAUUGGGCUAUGAGGCAAAGUCGCUCAAUUAAAAUUAAUAUAAAUUAAAGGAAGGCGCCGGAGCGGGAGAAAACACGAUUAAAACUCGACUUUUAAACAGUUGUGUGUGUUUUAUGACUUUCAGGGCUGCAGUGGAAAGUUUUAGAGGCGUUUAAAUGGACUGUUGCUGUAGGAAGUUGGAACAAUGCAAUCAGUAGACAGCCACGUGCUCGCCAAGUUUGUGUCGCCUCAAACAUAAACUGUGAUACAACAGCAACAGUGUGCGCUGUGGGAGUAUUUAUUCUCAACUCGAGGACGGAGAGUUAUUUUUCUCGCAUAUUUGAGCAGAAUGUGUGUGAAAUGUCCUUUUCCCAGAUUUAAGACAGCCCACAGAAACAACCCAGAAACGCUGCACGUGCAGCGGACAUCUGAGUGUGCAGGGCAGCCGGGUUUACUUAAGGUUCACAUUAACGACAAAGUCGUUUUACGUGUUGUUUUUAAUUAAUAUAUUUCACAUUAGGAUACUGUUACUGAUACUGGUGUUAGAGGGUAGGAGGACAUGACUUGCUGUGCGUAACAGGAGGAGGAGUGGACGUUGGCUGGGACGCACCGCUGCCCUGGUGUUUUGAUAGUCGGAAUAAAACAUGACAGUGUUGUUGUUGCUGCCUACCUGGAGCACAUACUUUUUAACACAAUUGACAAAGAUGGCCUUUGCUUCCAUCUGUGUCUCCCUGUCAUCUAGGCAUGGCAUCUGCCAACUUUUUUCUCUGAAUAUGCCUUUGUGAGUCUCUGGCUUCGUCACCCUCGCCGGGAUUCCCCGCAAUAUUUUUCAACAAGAGACGAGAAGGAGAAAAAUCUGCAAAAAUGGACAGAGAUAGUAGUCACGCUCAAUAUGAGCAGGUGGCCGAGAUUGGAGAAGGAGCCUACGGGAAAGUGUACAAGGCGAGGGAUCUGAAGAACGGGGGACGCUUUGUUGCCCUAAAAAGAGUUCGUGUCCUGACGGAGGAAGAGGGUAUGCCUCUAUCAACCAUUCGGGAGGUGGCGGUACUGAGGCAGCUUGAAGCCUUCGAGCACCCCAAUGUCGUCAGGUUGUUUGAUGUGUGUACUGUCUCUCGGACUGACCGAGAAACCAGACUCACUUUGGUGUUUGAGCAUGUGGAUCAGGAUCUGACCACCUACCUGGAGAAGGUCCCUGAGCCCGGGGUACCACCCGAGACCAUUAAGGAUAUGAUGUACCAACUUCUCCAGGGGCUCGACUUCCUGCACUCCCACCGUGUGGUCCACCGUGACCUGAAGCCACAGAACAUCCUGGUCACCAGCGGUGGACAGAUCAAACUGGCCGACUUUGGUCUGGCUCGAAUCUACAGUUUCCAGAUGGCUCUCACCUCUGUGGUGGUGACACUUUGGUACCGAGCCCCAGAAGUGCUCCUGCAGUCCAGUUAUGCCACGCCCGUGGACCUGUGGAGUGUGGGCUGCAUUUUUGCUGAGAUGUUCAGGAGAAGACCGCUGUUUCGAGGGAACUCAGAUGUUGAUCAGCUGGGAAAGAUUUUUGAUGUGGUGGGUGUACCUUCAGUAGAGGACUGGCCCCAGGAGGUGGCCCUGCCACAGAGUGCCUUCAAACCUCGGCCCCCUAAGCCAAUAGAAGACUUGGUUCCGGAUAUGGACGAACAAGGACGUGCUCUCUUAAUGCAAUUCCUUGCCUUCAACCCUUCCAGGCGGAUAUCAGCUUUCGCUGCGCUGAGCCAUCCCUAUUUUCAAAGUGUAGACGUGCACAGUAGGAGUGUGUAUGCAGCGCAGCCUAUUCCCAGCAACAAACCCACAAUGGAGGAAAGGACUGCCUAAUAGUCCUUGUUUAUGUCUCCACAUCCAAUAUAGAGACUCAUUCUCUGAGUUCACUGUGUUCACCGUCUGCUUCAUAACUGUGUUUUUUAUGCUGAUCAACAGAUUAUUAUUAAAUGUCAACGGAAAACAAAUAUAAAAAAUGGAGCUAAUGUCAAAAUCUAGCAGAUGCCAUAGUAGUGGUAAAGUCACUGCCAACAGAAAGCAGACAUUUAACUAACAUUCCUAGAUAAACGGUCAGUUUAGUCUCUGAUUAUUCUGAACGUUUCAGUUUGUGUCACAAAUCAAUAGUUUGUAGAGAAAAAACAUUCCCUCAUUGAAGGAAAAUAGAAAACCUCUCAGGUCAUGCAUUUUAAGACCAUGUUGUGAACAUACGGUGGUUAAGACAUUUGUUUUAACUUCAACAUAAACCUUGUAAUCUUCUAGUCUGUAUAAGGUUUGUAAAAUUUUGCUAACCGUUGGUUAUGAACACAGAAGCAGGACAUUAAAGUGGCAAAUAGUUUUUAAACACGACAGGACAGUGCUCAGAAAAUGAGGCCGUGAACAGUGUCCGGAAGUCUGAUACAACUUUUUUUGUUGUUGUUUUUUUUUUGCUCUUUUUUUUUUGUUGUUUUUCCCAGAACAAUGCACAAAGCUAUCCUCCCUCCAUGAACUGAUGGAUUUUAAUUGCUGCUUUUAGGUGAAAAUGUAAUGAUGGACUGUGUUAACAAUGCAAAGAGACUUGCAUCUCAGACUGUUGUCAGGAUGUGGAGGCUACAGAGGCCUCUUAAUGACCAGUGUUCACCCUUGUAGAUGGAUCCCUCUGGACUGGGGGAUCCAGAUCAGGCAGGAGCGUUUGUGGACGACGUGGAUCUUGUCUGCAUUUUUUUAUUUUUGUUUUAUUUUAUUUUUAUUUUUCAUGGAAGCAGCAUUUGGGCCUGUGACAGUCACGCCAUCACAAGACAUCAGUGCCCUCAACCACUCCUUGCCAUGUUGUGACUUAUCAUUCCACUUAUGUAUGUUUUUCUAUCGCUGCCACCUUGAGGAUGUCUUGGGUAACUGCAGACCAGUAGCGGGAUUCUAAUGGUUUCUGCACUCUUCAAGGGACUCAGACGUCACAGUGGGCUUAUAUCGGUGCUGAGACAAUGAUAAAAGAACCCAAUAGAAACGUUCCUGCCACCCACGUGGUAUCUACGACUCGCUGUUCAGUCUCCAUCAUGGGCUUUAUCAUUAUGAAUUACAAUUACUUUUACUAUUUGAAUGAUACAGUAAUGCACAGGCUUGCAAUAGGUGGAAAAGGUCCCGCCAGCACUACUUAACAUGAAACAUUUGGCGUAGUAUUGUAGGCAACAUUGUGUAUUUAAUAUUAAUUUUAUUGACAAGUCUUAUGUGCUUGUUAUCAUCAAGUUGUUAAUUGAUUUGUUUUAAUGCUGGGUCAUGUAAUAUUCUUACACCAAUUACACCAACUUUUUUAGACUAUAGAAAUUGUGUAAGGAUAGUUUGACAAUGUAAGGAAUGUAUAAAGGAUAGGCAUUGGUACUGUACAGCAUGUAGUGCUAAAUUCAAGCUGCAAUGAUAGCAAACUUUGUGCAUCGUCAGCUCAUAGAAAUGUUGUAACAAUGGAUAGACGUAGAGUAGCAAGUGAGGGUUGGUGAAACGAUGAAUGACGAGAGUAUUUUUCUAAAAUUGUUGGGCGGCUUCUUGUUGGCAAUUGCUUGUUAAAUUUUAAUUGACUUUUGAUGGAGCAUGACUACCAGUUUUACAGUGGUUUUUGUAACAAAGUGAUGCACAGACAUUGAGUGUACAGCUUCUUCUGCUUUAUUUUACAGUUUGUCCUGUUUUGUUCAAAAUCAGUUCUUACCAGCAAGUAGAUAAAAAAGCAAGUUAUGCAGAGUUGUAUUUUUGUAUGUAAUAGUUCUUGCAGAACAGUAACAUAUUUUAACACUGGUUUACGAUUUACAUAACAGGUAGUGCUGCUAGCACACGUACACACACACUCUGUCUUUCUCAGGUUCUUGUUAUGGACGUCCGGAUCUUCUCGGGCACAGUUUGCACAUCCGUGGGCUCCUAACCAACAACACAACUCCUUCAGGUUUUCUUCCAAGCUGUUCAAUGAUCACUCCUUCGAUCGUAGUCUACUGUCAUUCCUGGUAAUUAAAUAUGUUACUGUAGACAUUACUGUUUGAAGAUAACUGCCUGUAUUAACUGUUUUGCCAGAAAUGUUUUAACUGUUAGAUGGCAAACUUGAUGUAGAACCAUGUAUAACUGUUUGCUUGACUAAGCACUGUGUGAAUUUUUGUAUCGAUAAUAACUCAUAUUUGGUGCCAGUGGUGCAUUCAAUGCAAAUCCAAGCUACAAAUAAUUUAGGCGUAGAGGUUUACAAUUUAAAAUAUGACUGCCUUAAGCUUAGUACACUUGAUACAAUCACUGAAAAUGUUUCCUAAUGAGUUAAUCUUUUUUUUUUCUAAAAAAAAAAAAAGCAUUUCAAUCUACUCUAACAUGAAGCUGAAAUCCAUUGUUAAGCUUUGAAGCUGUCACUUGAGAGCUUGAGUCACCGUAGUAAUUCACUUCACACAGGUUCCUCCUGUGUCACAGUUGUUUUAACAUAUUAAAUAGAGAUGAGGAACACCACAAUCAUGGCAUUUUACUCAUGUAUGGAUGCAGGCAUUGGUGUCUUAUUAUUGUGUUGCACCAGUUGAAUAAAAAGCAGCUUUUUAUGAA
Messenger RNA from Cynoglossus semilaevis (tongue sole), 4621 nucleotides. It is a transcript of the gene cdk6, whose product is annotated as cyclin dependent kinase 6. The transcript has 7 exons. The record is from RefSeq and is a predicted model, not a curated record. Gene Ontology annotation, cellular component: cyclin-dependent protein kinase holoenzyme complex; nucleus; cytoplasm. Lineage: Eukaryota; Metazoa; Chordata; Actinopteri; Pleuronectiformes; Cynoglossidae. Gene Ontology annotation, molecular function: ATP binding; cyclin binding; cyclin-dependent protein serine/threonine kinase activity. The coding region runs from base 947 to 1924 and encodes 325 amino acids. Gene Ontology annotation, biological process: regulation of G2/M transition of mitotic cell cycle; signal transduction; protein phosphorylation.